Messenger RNA from Echinococcus granulosus, 1668 nucleotides. RefSeq names its product Sodium leak channel non-selective protein. Gene Ontology annotation, molecular function: monoatomic cation channel activity. The transcript has 13 exons. Gene Ontology annotation, cellular component: membrane. NCBI's taxonomy places the organism in Eukaryota, Metazoa, Platyhelminthes, Cestoda, Cyclophyllidea, Taeniidae. Bases 1 to 1668 code for a protein of 555 amino acids. Gene Ontology annotation, biological process: transmembrane transport; monoatomic ion transport. The record is from RefSeq and is a predicted model, not a curated record.
AUGGGUGUGAAUGUGGAGUCCUCGUCACGUCGUAACCGGGCAUACUUCCAGCAGUCGUGGAAUUGCUUCGACGCCUUCAUGGUUUUCUGCCUGUGGGCCUCCAUAGUGCUGCAGUGCUUUGAGCUGCGCGCCACUUGGCGUACGGGCGAGGAGGAGCAGAAGUUCUGGCGCCAGUACGGCUGGCUCAGCGUAGUGCGCUGUCCUCGUCCUCUCAUCCUCAUCCGCGUAUUCCGCGCUGUACUCAAGCUCCAACUGCCCCCGGCCCGUGUCAACGCCAUCUUCCAGCGGUCAACUCACCAGAUUUACAAUGUCAGUGUCUUCUUGCUCUUCUUCAUGUCACUGUAUGGGCUUCUUGGAGUGCAGUUCUUCGGUGACGAGCUGAACUAUCACUGUGUAGCAAAGAGUGCCAACGAGAGUAACCUGUUGAAAUCGGAUCUGGCCAUACCGGACUCUUAUUGUAAUCCAUUCGCACCCGAAACUGAUAAUCAGUGUCCAAAAAACAUGAAGUGUGUCCGAGCAAGUACCUCCAUCGCCGACGAAGGUAGCUAUGCGAGUUUCGAGGCCUUCCACAUUAGUAUGUUCACCGUGUAUCAAGCGUCAUCGCAGGAAGGCUGGGUCUUCAUAAUGUACAGAGCGAUGGACUGCCUCGCCCCUUGGAAAGGUGUGGUCUACUUCAUCACGAUGAUUUUCAUGCUGGCAUGGCUCGUUAAAAAUGUAUUCAUUGCCGUGCUGACGGAAACAUUUGCGGAGAUUCGUGUCCAGUUCCAACAAAUGUGGUCGCCCCGAAUCGCCACUGAUACGGACUUCUCAAAGAUUUUUCAAUUUGAUGGCACUUCUUGGAAACUGGUUCCCGUGCAUGAGAGGAAAUCGCGUGGUUUGGCUCCCCGAUUUGUCGAAGAGACCCUCCUUAAGUCGACGGGCUUCAACAUAGUCAUUAUGCUCUUGGUGCUAGCCAAUGCAAUCACUGCUGCGGGACAGCACUUCAAUCAUCAACGCGUGCGACACGAUGACUUUGAUGGGCAGAUCCACAUGGACGGAUUCUAUUUUGCUGAGUUGGGUUUUACAAUGGUGUUCAACCUGGAAGCCGCCUUUAAGAUUUGGUGCCUCGGGUGGCGAACUUACUGGUCUCGUUCCCUCUUCAAGUUUGAGCUGAUGCUCUGCAUCGGCACCACCCUCCACUGCAUUCCGCAGCUCUACCGCACGGAGCUCACUUAUCUGGCAGUCAUGAGGAUAGUGCGAUUGAUCAAGGCCUCUCCAAUGCUGGAGGAUUUUUGCUUCAAGAUCUUUGGUCCUGGAAAAAAACUGGGGAGCCUGGUGUUAUUCACCACCUGUCUGCUGGUCAUCACCUCAACAUUUAGUCUGCAAUUGUUCUGCUUCUUCCAGGCCUUUGAUGAGGAGUUUGAUCGGUUUGAGACAUUUCCAAAGGCCUUCAUGUCUAUGUUUCAAAUCCUGACGCAAAAGGGCUGGGUUGCAGUCAUGCAUGACACAAUGGACGUAGUAGACUCGGCGGCGGUGACCACCGGCGUGGCAAUUUACUUUGUCUUCUAUCACCUCUUUGUCACAUUGAUCGUUCUCAGCCUUUUUGUCGCUGUUAUUUUGGACAAUCUUGAGUUGGACGAAGACAUCAAGAAACUGAAACAACGGGAUGUUUCUUCAGCCUGCCUGUGA